Molecule: messenger RNA, 1615 nt
Organism: Boleophthalmus pectinirostris (great blue-spotted mudskipper)
Lineage: Eukaryota; Metazoa; Chordata; Actinopteri; Gobiiformes; Gobiidae
Gene: ap1m2
Product: adaptor related protein complex 1 subunit mu 2
Exons: 12
Coding region: 160-1434 (424 amino acids)
Biological process (GO): intracellular protein transport; vesicle-mediated transport
Cellular component (GO): clathrin-coated vesicle; clathrin adaptor complex
Molecular function (GO): clathrin-cargo adaptor activity
Source: RefSeq, a predicted model, not a curated record
CAGACGCCCUAGACCCUGCGCGAUACUUACGGAAGUUACGGAUAAAUAAUAAUAGUAUAUAAUAUAUGGAUACAUUAUAUACUCUUACUGAAAGUUCUGAGUGAAGGUUAAUUCAUCGAUUUCUAAACGUGCGGACUGUGGACACAUUCUGCAAACACGAUGUCUGCCUCAGCUAUUUUUGUGCUGGACCUGAAGGGGAAGGUGCUGAUCUGCAGAAACUACAAAGGAGAUGUGGAUAUGGCUGAGAUUGACCACUUCAUACCAUUACUCAUGCAGCAUGAAGAGGAAGGGCUCCUCUGUCCGGUGCUGUCACAUGGAAACGUUCACUUUAUGUGGAUCAAACACACCAAUCUCUACUUGGUGGCUACAACAAACAAAAACUCCAACGCCUCCCUUGUGUAUUCAUUUCUCUACAAACUCGUUGAGGUGUUCACAGAGUACUUUAAAGAACUGGAAGAGGAGAGCAUUCAGGACAAUUUUGUGGUUGUGUACGAGCUUCUGGAUGAGCUGAUGGAUUUUGGCUUCCCACAGACGACUGACAGCAAAAUACUACAGGAAUAUAUUACACAAGAAGGUGCAAAGCUUGAGGUUGCAAAGAGCAAAGUUCCUACUACUGUCACUAAUGCAGUCUCUUGGAGGUCGGAGGGCAUAAAAUACAAAAAGAAUGAGGUGUUUAUUGAUGUCAUCGAAUCCAUCAAUGUACUGGUGAAUGCAAAUGGCAGUGUGAUGAGCAGUGACAUUGUGGGCAGCAUCAAACUAAAGACCAUGUUGUCUGGGAUGCCUGAGCUAAGGCUAGGGCUCAAUGACAGAGUGCUUUUUGCCUUGACUGGACGAGACAAAGGAAAGACUGUGAUGAUGGAAGAUGUGAAGUUUCACCAGUGUGUGCGACUGUCACGGUUUGAAAGUGACCGCACAAUUUCCUUUAUUCCUCCAGAUGGAGAGUCUGAACUUAUGUCCUACCGCAUUAAUACACAUGUGAAGCCAUUAAUAUGGAUUGAAUCAGUCAUUGAAAAGUUUUCUCACAGUAGAGUGGAAAUCAUGGUCAAGGCAAAGGGACAGUUUAAAAAGCAGUCCGUUGCAAACAAUGUGGAGGUCAGGGUACCAGUACCAAGUGACGCUGACUCACCCAAGUUUAAAACCAGCACAGGAAACGCCAAAUAUGUCCCAGAGAAGAAUCUGGUGGUUUGGACCAUCAAGUCUUUUCCUGGGGGCAAGGAGUUCCUGAUGAGAGCCCAUUUUGGUCUGCCCAGUGUGGAGAAUGAUGAGCUUGAAGGCAAACCUCCCAUAACAGUGAAAUUUGAAAUCCCCUACUUUACAGUGUCAGGAAUACAGGUCAGAUACAUGAAGAUUAUAGAAAAGAGUGGCUAUCAGGCUUUACCAUGGGUUCGUUACAUCACACAAAGUGGAGAUUAUCAGUUGCGGACAAAUGUGUAGAAUUACUGUAAUGAAUCUACACCUAAAUCGCCUUUGGCCCCUGCACUAUAGAAUGAAGAACUGAAUUAAAAGAAUGUCUUUAUAUUUCAUUUCACUGCUCUAUGUGUGUACGUUUAUUGCAGUUUGAUUUUAAUAGUAAUAGACCUAUUGGAAUGUAGGAAAACAAAUAUUUCACAUCUAA